AUGGCGCCACAUGAGCCACAUCGCUCCCCCGUGGGUGUCUAUACCAAGGUAUUGACUCGCAGUCCGGUCGUCCGCUGGAUGUUACACGGCCGCAUCCGCCAUCGACGACUAAACGAUGUCAUUUUCGUGGGAGACAACUUCAUCGAGGUCAAACAAGUCGUCACAGAAGGACGAUUGCAGGACAUUGCCUCCAAGCACGACUUCGACACUCAAAUCCGGGCUGCGGCAAUAUUCUCGAACGAGGAGGACGACUUCCUGGCAAAGGUGAAAACGGAACACCGUUCAACAUAUCUAAACGAUGGUAGUAUACCUCCGCAAUCGCUCGUGUUGACGCUUGAUUCCAACGAUAUGGUGUUUCUUUUCCUCCGAACAGACAGCGCCGGUGUCGUUCGGUUCGUCCACCAGAGCAUACCCAUCAUGGCAUUCGACCAGAUAAUAUUCCAGCCUGGCGAGCAUCUUGCGGUCGAUCACAAGUCUCGCGCCCUCGCUGUUGCGGCCAAUGAACGCGAGGUUGUGGUUUUCACUGCGAAACCUCAAGAUGAGAUCAAGAGAGAGCUUCAGCAGAAGGUGCCCAGUUCUGUACCCAUUGUAUCUCAACGACUUUUUCGACUCACGGGCGUCAUACAGCACAUGGACUUUCUCGUUCCGGCCGAGGACGACAAAGACCAUGUGAUUCUUCUGCUCAUUGUGAUUGAACAACGCCGAACGAAGGCUGUGUGGUAUGAUUGGUAUCACUCUCUCCAGCCCCAGGAUGUCCAGGUACAUCCUGGACAGCCUCUUGACACGGCCACGAGUGUCCCGAGCAUGCUUAUUCCCCUCCUGGAUGCGGCGUUCCUUCUUGUCACAGGCAACGAGAUGACCAUAUGGAGACAUAUUCUCUCAGGGUCAAUCACCGAUCAAACACUCAUACCUACCACGGAGCCACCCAUGUGUCCAGGAAUUUCCAGCCAGGGGCCUAUAUGGGCCAGAUGGGUCAGGGCACCACGCACCAAGAAUGCCCGUCGAGAUAAGGACUUUCUGUAUUUGGCCAGAGAGGAUGGGAGGGUGUACCUCUUCACAAUCAGUAUAUCAGGAAGCAUUCAGAUCAGCUGUGCCGGUGAUUUCCGAUGUCAUGUGGGUUCGGCAUUUGCUUCGCUCGGCGAUGAAGGCGAUCCGGAGCUUCUCGCUGUGGCGGGUGAGACUAGUGGUGGGAAGGUUGUACGCAUGGGACUCUGGCCAUCUGACCGCCUUCUCCCAGAACUGAGUCGAGAGCAGUCAAUGCAGAUGGAGGAGGUCGAGAUCCUACCCAACUGGGCAUCUGUGACGGACAUGAUUUCCGCGAAGUCGAUACAAACCAGCCGAGGCCCAAACAAAGACGAUGAGACCGUCCUCGUUACAUCUGGCCGGCAGCCCUACGGCACCAUUACCGAGCUUCGACGUGGAAUCGCUGCGCGAAUAGCUGCUACCAUCUCGAUAUCUGACUUGCGUACAGUCACUGAUAUUUGGUUGGUUCCAGAUUUGGAGGGGUCCAUAGCCCUUGUCAUGUCCAGCMCUUCAUCGACCAGGGUCAUGAGGAUCAAAUAUGAUGCCAGUGCCUGCGAAUAUUGCGAUGAAACAAUGGCGUUCGACACGACCAGAAGGUCGCUCGCUGUGGGCUUUGCAAAUGGGCAGCUUGUUCAAGUAACGAGUGAAGGCAUCUGCAGAACGAGUACACCAAGCCGCAAUUUCGAAGAUACUGCGGACGAGACGUUUGGCUCGGGUAUAAGUGCGGUUGUAGCGACGAUUCUGACAGAGGCAUCGAUGAUUUUGACCGUGGAGAGGAGAGGAGACGAACACCGCAUCAUCAGUCGAUCAAUCCCUUCCCCAGACUCUACAGAUGGCAGUCAGCGCAGAAUGAUGGCUCAUUUCGAGGGCAGCGCUACUUGUAUCGCAGCAUUGCCUAUCGCGGAUGGACUCUUGGUCGUUGUGUCCGACACAAGUGGUUCCAUCACUGCGAUGCUCUUCCACAACAGUAGGUCAUCCCCUGUGAUCUACAGUUUGUCACUAUGCUCGAUAACAGACCGAUCUGCCGUGUGCGAUUACUUGGUCAUCCUUCGAGAUGUUGUUUGCAAUGACGACGUCGAUAAUCUCCUGCUGGUAUGCGGUCUCAGGGACGGCAAGAUUGUCAGUUUCGCUGUGGAUCAACACUCGCAAACGCUCUUGGCUGAUCACAAGRUUUUCGACCUGGGGUACAGCACUGUCAAAUUGACGAAGCUACCAGCGAAUCCCGCAACAGCCUGUGCAAUGACUGGUGUCAGCACAUACCUUUUGUACUGGGAUGGAAAAUCGUCAUUAUCGGUCGAUAAUGUCUGGCUGGCCGACAUGAAUGACCCCGACUUUGCACAGACAUCGAUCGUUACAUGCGCCCAGUGUCCUUCAGCCAUCUACCUCCAGUCUGACGACCUAGCUGACUCUCUCAUGUUCGUCUCCGGAGACACUGCGAUUGUGGCCAGCUUGGACAGUACAGCAUCAUCAGUAGCUCGACAAACUCCAGUAAGCGGCACGCCCAGUCGUUUGAUCUUCGCCGAGACACUUCGAUGUGUCGUUUGUUCUUCUGUGCGCGCAGAAGUGCGGUCGUUUCCAUCAUCCAGGGCACAUGGUCCGCCCGAAGAGAGACGGCAGAUUUGGCCAACAUUGGACUUUAUUCCGGGAAAAGCCGGCAUUCCAUCAUUUACGCACGCUAUGGACCCUGGUGAGCGUGUCUACGCCCUGCUGGAGCUUUCCAUUUCCCGAAACAGUGAUAGGAAACACACAUGGAUUCUCGUCGGAGGCGAUUAUGUCCGUACCAAUGGCUCUCGACGAGGUCGAAUCACAUUCCUGCAGCCAGUCAGCAGAAAUUGGGAAGUCACAAGUAUCAACGAGCGGAAGCAUACGACAAAUUUCGACAGCACAGUCUACAGCAUGGCACUAUAUGACUCCACCACAUAUGUUGCUUGCUCCGGUGAGAAGAUAUAUCUAUAUCGGCUUCACGUCUCUGAGAUGAAAUGGGAUCAACUGUGUGUGCCGUUCAAACUGGCCAGUCGCGGCGUUCAGGUUACCGUAGAGACGGAUCACCGCGAUCGAAAAGUCAUCGUCGUAUCCACUCAGCGAGAUUCGCUUGUAACAUUGAGUGUGGAGCCAAUCGAUGGAGGUCAACGCCUAGUUGCCGUUAGUAUGGCUCCUCGCGGCCAUGACUCGCUCAGCCAUCUCGUGAUUCCACGGCCGGAUGCUGCCCAACUGUCUCUUCUGUCAACUCGAGAUCGCCAUCUCGUCGGUAUGGUAGCGCCGGUGUUACCUGGGCAUAGCGGUAUGCAGUACUCGUCUGCUGAGAUUGUCUUCGACGCAGAACUUCCGAGGUCCUUGACACGGCUCACCUGUUCGAACCUGGCCGCGCGCAAAGGGCUGCCGCCAAAAGGCGUGAGCUACAGAUUCACGGCAUGUGCCACAGAUGGCACCUUAUAUGGUAUCCUGAUAAUCGAGGAGGAUCUCCACAAACGUCUGUUCUGGUUACAGCGGUUGAUCGAAUGGAGCGAGGAGCUGUCGCCUCACUCAUGGAUCGAGCCGCGCUACAGUACAGAUGGCUCGGGAGGUUUUUAUCACACUCAGCGAGAGGUGUCUGUUGGAUUUGCAGGUGUUGCGACAAAGUUGCUCCACACGAGUACCGAGAGGGAAAACGACAUGCACAUUGAUGCGGACGUUCUAWAGCGAGGUCUGGGGGCGAAUGGCGAACAGGCGAUCAGAAGGGUUCUCCGAGAGUAUGCUCACGAAAAUGAUGCACUGGGCGCUUGGCUUAGAGUGCACAUGGAGGAAGAGGUUGCUGCCAUAAGGGGUACCCUGGCAAUUGUAAAAAAGCUGGAUGACUGGGCAUAG
Ramularia collo-cygni is the source of this 3867-nucleotide messenger RNA. RefSeq lists its product as uncharacterized. Gene Ontology annotation, molecular function: protein binding; U2 snRNA binding. Gene Ontology annotation, cellular component: nucleus; U2 snRNP. Gene Ontology annotation, biological process: mRNA splicing, via spliceosome. The coding region runs from base 1 to 3867 and encodes 1288 amino acids. Lineage: Eukaryota; Fungi; Ascomycota; Dothideomycetes; Mycosphaerellales; Mycosphaerellaceae. The transcript has a single exon. The record is from RefSeq and is a predicted model, not a curated record.